AAAAUACAAAAAGUAAACACAAUUUUUUAACAAAGAAAUAAAAUCCUAAAAAACAUCAUUGUACCAACAAAAAAGAACAAAUUGGACUCACACUGAACUCAAUCUGGCCGGAAAACGCAACCGGAGUUCAACAUCUGCGAUCACAAACUCGUCAGGAAACUGAUUCACUUUUGAAUCAAUGGAAGCAAAAUUUUUCCGCUUUCUUAAGAUAGUUGGUGUUGGAUACAAAGCUAGAGCUGAAUCUGCAGGCCGUUUAUUGUAUCUCAAAUUAGGUUACAGUCAUGAGGUUGAAUUAUCUGCUCCACCUGCUGUCCGUGUUUUCUGUUUCAAAAACAAUGUCAUUUGUUGUACCGGAAUUGACAAGCAAAGGGUGCAUCAGUUUGCCGCUACCGUUCGCAAUUGUAAGCCGCCUGAAGUUUACAAAGGUAAGGGUAUAAUGUAUACUGAUGAAGUUAUCAAGAAAAAACAAGGAAAGAAGUCUAAAUGAUUGUAUUAUUUUAGUCGAUUUCGUCGUCAAGUUUAUGACUUAGGUGCACAUUGGCUAGAUUUUGCAGAUUUUUUAUCUGUCUAGUCUUUGGAAAAUUUGAGUGUUAGAAGUAUUAAACUGAGAAUGGAUAAUCUAGUUUCAAAUAGCAGCAUUUUUGUUUUUUUUUUGCUUCAAUGUGAUUGAUUGAUUGAUUGAUACGUAUCAUUUAGAGUUUAUCUUUGUUGAGAUAUUUUAUCUAUUUAAUAAGAUAAGAUCAUUAUAUGAUUAUGACACAAUUUUUUGGCUACUUUAGAAUUUCUGAUGGUUGUAACCAUUCUGUUUUUGUUCCAUUCUACUGAGAGUUGAAAUAUUAUUACAUGUAAUAGACAAA
Molecule: messenger RNA, 857 nt
Organism: Trifolium pratense (red clover)
Lineage: Eukaryota; Viridiplantae; Streptophyta; Magnoliopsida; Fabales; Fabaceae
Product: 60S ribosomal protein L6, mitochondrial-like
Exons: 2
Coding region: 179-487 (102 amino acids)
Biological process (GO): translation
Cellular component (GO): ribosome
Molecular function (GO): structural constituent of ribosome; rRNA binding
Source: RefSeq, a predicted model, not a curated record